This is a messenger RNA of Drosophila suzukii, 2785 nucleotides long. RefSeq names its product Coiled-coil domain containing protein 151 (gene CCDC151). The record is from RefSeq and is a predicted model, not a curated record. Gene Ontology annotation, cellular component: ciliary tip; ciliary rootlet; cilium. Gene Ontology annotation, biological process: cilium movement; outer dynein arm assembly. Lineage: Eukaryota; Metazoa; Arthropoda; Insecta; Diptera; Drosophilidae.
AAAAGGUAAGCCGAACAGAUGAAGUCAUGGAAUCGGACAAGUUAAACGAAUUGAACCGACAAAUAAAUGAGAUUAAAAAGCGCAUUUUAUUGGCAGAGGGCCAAAAGACGGCUAAUGCGGCCGAAUGGCAGAAGCAGAACCGCAUCAACUGUGACACAAUUGGCUCCUUGAAAAAGGACAUCAAGGAGCUGACAGUCAAGGCGAGUCGUCUGCGAAAUCCCCUCCAGCGACCGGUGGUCAUAAAGGAACCCACUGGGGAAACCCGGAGGGCGCAGAGCUGCACACCCACUUUAAUUGUGGGCAAGGCCACAUAUCCUGUGGGAGCCAAAAAUGCCGAUGAUGCAAUAUUCUUAACUGAUCUCAAAAUUACCGAGAGCCGCAAGCAGAUGGAUUUGCUGCGACAUCGUUUCAAAUCCCGCCAACAGCACUUCAGUAAACUUGUGGAGAAAUACCGGGGUCUGCUGGCCAACAAGGAGGCUCAGAACCAGAAUUUGGGCGAAAAACCCCCAGAAACUCUGGAGGAGGAUGCCAACAGAAAGCUCGUAUGCCAGCUGGAAAACGAGAUCCACCGCACCAAUGUGCAGUGGAUGGAGGCGGAGCACAUCCGCAAGAAGUACCGCUCCAUUGAGGCAUCUUUAAUGACGGAUGCGGAGCGUUUUGAGCAGAGUCUGCGAGAACUGGAGGCUUCCCUGAGUGACCAGAAGGCGGAGAUCGAGCGACUGCAGCAGGUUCACAACGAGGCGGUCGAGAUGAGGGAUGCGGCCAAGGUUAUCCUACAGCGUCAGGAGCAGCAGGCCAAUCUCUCUCAGAAAACGCGGGAGCGACAGGCCCUCGACUUUCGCAAACAGGUGGAGGCCCGUAAGCUGGAGCUGGAGCGGAUUGGGCGGAAGCUCUUUGCCGAAACCAAGACACUGGUCCAUCAGGAUAGCGUGGGUUCUAGCUCGGGCGAUCAGCACACUGCCAAGACGGAGAACGGCGAGGAGGAGCCGGUGUCCCAACUGGAGAGCGUUACCAGCGAUAUGGAAUCCCUGUUCAAGCAGCUCAUGGAGGCCUCCGGGGCCACCUCGCCCUUCGAGGUCUUCGAGAGAUUCAGCGCCCAGAAGGAGUCCGCAGCCCGUUUGAAUUACCUUCGAAAGGCGGCCGAGGCGGAAAAGGCCAAUCUGGAGGCGGAACGGGAAGCUUUAUCCAGCGAACUGGAGGCAUCCAAAUUUUCGGAUGUCAAGGAGAGUGAAGUAAACCAAGAGGUCAUUGAGCAAAUCAAGAACAGCAUAGCCGCCAAGGAGCAGGAUCGCAAACUGGACACUGACGAGGCGGGCAAAUCUAUGGGGGUAUUAAAGUAUCUCAAGGAGCGCAUCUGCGAGAUGAUUUUCAAGGUGCAGGAGGUGGACGAGAGCAACAUAGAGAUACCCGAAAGGAAGCUUCAUGUUAGCGUAGCAGAACUACCCAAUUUUCUGGCCCAUACUGCCGAGGAUGAGGAUAUGAUUGAGAUCCUAAAACUAAAGAUUAAGCGCUGCCAAGAGUUGAGCAAAUCCGAGGAUGUGCCACCGUUUGAGAUCCCGAAGUUGGACAUCGUUGACGAGGAGGAGGAGGAGAUGUACAGGGCGGAGCAGCCCAAGUCCCCAUCCGCUCCCGAGGGCGAGAAGCCACAACCCAUGCCCGUUUGCUACUACAACCUGUUCGCAGGACGAGCUCAAAGGGCUGCCGGCACCUCCUCAUCCUCUCCAGAACAGGCCCCAGCAGCGGUGGCCACCGCCGAUGAUGAUAAUGAAGUGCCUUCCCGCAACUUCCUAAAGCGACAAUCAGUGCUCAUCGUCGAUUCAAAAUCCCGUCGGAAACCAUUUAGACCCACACCCGGAGGAAGACGCAAAUAAGUUUGUUCAGAGAGAAACGGGAUUGUAUUGAAAUCAUUUUAUACACCCAGUUGAAUAAAAUAUUGGGUGACAAUCUAUUUUGCAAUUGGAUAAACAGGAAUUUUAAAAUGGAAACAAUCGAGAAGGCUUUAGUCAAUUAUAGCCUCUACUAUUAUAUACCCGUUUAUCAAGCUAUUUCACUUGGAUAGUCAAAUUGUCUUUACUAGAUAGGCAUUUUCCUUAAACGAAGCAUUUUUAAAACUUUUCUCGGCAAUUUCAUUAGUUUUCUUUAACUUCUAGAUUUCAAACGUAAAUCCUUUUGGAACGAAAACCCAGCGGCAUAUUAAAAAUACAUGCACAGAUUGCGGUCAUUAAAGAAAAUAAGGAAAUAUAACUCUGGCAGGCAGUGGACAUAUUUUUGAUAAUGAAUGGAGUUUCAAGAAAAACCAUUUGAACAUCCGUUUUUGUACAUAUUCAAGGCUAUCCAAGCGUGCAAAGAAAAUUCUUUGCAGUUACUUAUUGCCAGGGGGCGAUUUAAUAUCUGCAGCAACAUCCUCUGCAUAUUCAUUCUGUUUACUGCAGUUUCUGGAUAAAUGUCAGCAGCUUCAGUCAAACGACAUAACAAAUAGCUGUCCCUGCGAUGCAUCUACUGCAAAGACAACGACAACGAAGUGGGUAAACAGAAUUUACUGCCCCGAGGAGGACGACUUGGACGAAUGGACGCCUUGGAUGCCUGCACUAGAAGGACGACUAGGAGGAGGACUUUUAGGUUGGGUGGCCUGGUGGUAAAUGAAGUGCAAAACGGAACAAAGUGCGGACCGCGACUGUUUCAGACGAAAUAACCUUUCAAAAAUUGUUUACACCACUGGUGCACAGUGGGCUGAACUUAGUUUUUUUGGUGCUAGAUUUUAUAAUAAAAUCAAACGAUCUAUUUA